This is a messenger RNA of Cetraspora pellucida, 696 nucleotides long. The record is from the annotation of a GenBank genome assembly. NCBI's taxonomy places the organism in Eukaryota, Fungi, Glomeromycota, Glomeromycetes, Diversisporales, Gigasporaceae.
ACUUAUGCAAUAAAAACCAGUAGAACGCAUUUAAAAAAACAUACCUUAUCAUGUUUUAAUUCUCCACUAAACGAAAUUCAGACUGAGAGGUUCAAACCAAUUACUAAAGAAGAUGUAGAUAAUUCAAUAAUAGACAUGGUUAUUGCAUCAGGAGUGUCAUUCAAUAUUCUUAAUAAUCCGUCAUUUCGUAAAAUGGCUAGAAAUCUUUGCUAUGUUACACCUUCAUAUAAAAUCCCACAUUCAACUACGAUAUCCCGACAUAUUACUGGCAAUAUAUUUAACUUAAGAUUAAAAUUUGUUAAAGAUAUUUUGGCCAAAACUUCUGGACAAAUUUCACUCACAUGUGAUGGUUGGCACUCAACCGUCCAUAAAUGUCAUUAUAUUGUUAUCACAGGAUCCUGGAUCAGCGAUGAUUGGAGAAUAGUUAAUAUUGUUCUAAGCUUUCAAAAGUCAGGACAAACAGCGGAAGAGAUAACAUCAGAAAUAAUGAACACAUUAAAAAAUUACUCCAUUGAAAAAAAAAUAUUUGCACUUACUAUGGACAAUACUACUACGAAUAAAGCAGUAAAUCGACUGCUCCAAAAUGAGUUGCCAGAUACAGAAUUAAUUUCAAUAGGAUGCAUGUGCCAUAUUCUUAAUCUUAUUGUUAAAGAGGGUUUAAAAGAAAUUAGUAUAUUACAUAAAAAGGUUCAUAAA